Lachancea dasiensis is the source of this 924-nucleotide messenger RNA. Lineage: Eukaryota; Fungi; Ascomycota; Saccharomycetes; Saccharomycetales; Saccharomycetaceae. The record is from the annotation of a GenBank genome assembly.
AUGGUACCAAUUGUAUUGAAUUCUCAAACGGUUAGUGGUAUCACUGGUUCUAUUUCUAUUGCAUGCUGGAUUAUUGUCUUUGUGCCCCAGAUAUAUGAGAAUUUCUAUCGCGGCUCAGCCGAGGGCCUUUCACUAUUAUUUGUCGUACUAUGGCUGCUAGGUGACAUUUUCAACGUCGCUGGUGCUAUUCUCCAAGGUCUUCUUCCUACCAUGAUCAUUUUAGCAGCCUACUACACUGUGGCUGAUAUAGUUCUCUUGAUACAGUGUUUGUUCUACGGCAGCGAGGAGAAGGUGGACCCUGUACACCUCUCACCAGCAAAUCCUAUAAAUGAAAGAGUCCUAGAGGAUGUGUUCCAGGAGCACCAGCCUCUGCUUCACAAAGGCAAAAAGCAUCACAAUCAUGCUGCGACUGCGCAAGAAAGCUCAGCAGGGGCUUCUUCGUCUUCUGCAACCGCUCAGUCUACGUUUGAUGCAUCGAUCGAUGUUAGCCAGACAAGAAAUUAUGCCAUCAACACGUUGAUGAUUCUCGGUGUUAUUAUCGGUGGAUUUCUAUCCUGGUACAUCUCGUACUUGAAGGAUCCAAAUCCUAUCAACAAAGAGCCUGACUUGCAAUUGAACUGGGUUGCUCAGUUCUUCGGAUAUCUAAGUGCGGUACUUUACUUAAGCUCUCGUGUUCCUCAAAUUCUAUUAAACUACAAGAGAAAAUCAUGCGAGGGUAUUUCGUUUCUAUUCUUCCUGUUCGCUUGCAUCGGGAAUAUUACAUUCAUCAUUUCCGUUCUCAGCAUUUCGUUAAAAUCCCGUUAUUUGUUGGUUAAUGCUUCAUGGUUGAUUGGCAGCUCAGGAACUUUGUUCAUGGAUUUCAUUAUAUUUCUACAGUUUUUCGCUUACAAGGAAAGUGUGACAAACGGAGGAGCUGCCGUCUGA